CUUUGCAAUUAGAAACAAUCGAUUGCUUUUUAUUUUGUCUUGGGCGAAAUUUCGCUUUUACUGUUGUUGCGUUGAAGCGUCAUGAGUGUUUCUGUGCAAACAAAUUGUCAGCAAACGAACAUUGUAACGUGGAAUCGAAACCCGGUGGUAUGUUCGCGGCAUACAAGAUGAUAGCGAGAGAGAUGCCGACAAUAAAGAACAAGAGCUACCUUGGUUGCUUUUACAACAGUCGACCAGCAAAUCAACCCAAUCUUCAAAACGAGUUGUUUUCGGUAGAGCUAAGUGCAAGCGAAUGCAUAAAUGCUUGCAACACGAUCCAACACUCUGUGGCUGUUUUGAACAAGGGCCUACAAACCUGCACUUGUUACAAAUCAUUAUCAGCGAGCCUAAAAUUAGUUCGAAACGAAAUACAAGCGGAAAAUUGCAGCGAUUUGGCUUUCGUCACUGACUUUGCAACUUCCUUCUGCAAGUUUUCGUCUUUUAUCAACCCUUUCAAAGAGAUAGUUCCGAGAGUUGGGUUGAUUUCGGUUCCGGGAUCCGGGAACACAUGGACAAGACAGUUAUUCCAGAGUUUGACUGGAUUUCUAUCUGGUAGUUUCUAUUGGGACCAGCAGUCCUUCAGGCAAGGUCUCAUUGGGGAAAUGGAGCAAUGGCAGUCCAGAAGAACGACCCUCAUAAAAUACCAUUACUUGAUUCCAGACAAACUCCACAAACAAACAGAAGCCUUAAUCGCAGACAUGAGCAAGCUGAUAUUCGUCAUACGAGACCCUCUCAAAAGCAUGAUAGCUGAGUUCAAUCACAAGACAUACAAAGACCAUAAAAUUGCAUUCCAAAACUCGAAGGCAUUCGAAAGCACAGCACGGCAAAAAGAUAGAUUCGAACGUCAUUUUAACGAACAACUCAUUCGGCUCCAAAGUUUUACUUUGGUUAGAAAAAUAACACAACGACCAGUUUUGAUUAUCUCUUAUGAAGAUAUGCUGGAAAAUCUAUUUCCACAAAUUCUCAGAAUUGCUAACUUCAUUGAGCUUGGCGAAGAUUUGACUGUUCUAGAUCGAUCAGUGUGUACAAUUUUCAACGCUGAGGCUAUGCGCAAAACUGAUAAGCGCAAAUAUUCGGAAGAUUUCACGCCGACAGCCGCCAAUUUAGUUAACAGAAAAUGGGCGACAGCUGUUUUGAAGACAAUUAGCGAAAAUUUUUUAAACUACAAACUUCACAAAAUGCGACUUGACGAUUAUAUUGAAUCAUUGAGCCGCGUGACAAAAGAAUAGAACUGCUUUUCUUCUAAACAGAAAAGUUUUGAUAUUCAUUUCAUACUUUCACAGUAGAAUUUUUCAUGUCUCGUCUCUGCAAAAGGAAACGAAACUUUUUGGUAUUCGAAGGGUUAAA
Messenger RNA from Symsagittifera roscoffensis, 1386 nucleotides. RefSeq names its product sialate:O-sulfotransferase 1-like. Lineage: Eukaryota; Metazoa; Xenacoelomorpha; Acoela; Convolutidae. The transcript is spliced from 4 exons. Gene Ontology annotation, molecular function: sulfotransferase activity. The coding region runs from base 150 to 1268 and encodes 372 amino acids. The record is from RefSeq and is a predicted model, not a curated record.